AGCGCUGCUGAAUUGCAGCAGAAGAGCAGGAUCUGCUGCACAUGUGCAGUAAACAGGGCAGGGAUGAGCUGAGUGGGGUAGAAUGGAGAUACUGGGCAGCACGUUUGAUGAUUCAGUGUUUGAGGAGUCUAGAAACAGAGCUUCAUCAUCUGCAGUGCUGCCGGAGUACAAACCCAAGAGCUGCGAGCCGGAGUGGUUUUGUCAUCAUGAAAAAUUUGAAGAUGCUCUGGACGAGCAGAAGACCAUGAAGUUCAGAGCAGACCUGAAAUACAGGAGGAAACAGUAUCAGGAUGCGCUAGACGACUACACCACGUGCCUUUCCUUGGUGCCUAACGGCAAUCUGUCUCUGAAGAGAGAUGUAUUGGAGAGUAUGGCCCGGUGCUACAGUCAUCUCGGAUUGAGAGAACAAGCUCUGGAGACGUGUGAAAAUCUGAGGAAAGAGGCAACAAACACCUGCCACCUGACCUGUGUCCUUCUGCUGGAGGUUACCAUCUACGAUGGCUGUGAAGAUCGGAGGAACAGCAUCUCCAGCCUGCAGCAACUCUGCUCCCUUCAUCCAUUCAAUCCAUGGCACUGGUUAAAACUGGCUACAAGCUACCACAGCCUCCUGGAGUCCAGCAGCUGCCUGGAGAAACUGGCUGGGUUAAAGGCCUCAAUGUGUUUUGUCAGGACAAGGCUGCUGCUUGAGAUUUUGAUGAUUCAGCAGUUCUCAUUCGUGCUGGAGAAAAGUCAGAGAGCCUUAAAGGAAAUCGAGGAGUCUCUGCAGAGGCUAAAGCUGGAAGAGAGCACGCUCAUAACCAUAUCUGAGGUGAUGGCAGAAGAUCUGAUCCCAGAAAAGAUGCGGGAGGAGAACCAGGAUGGAGAGAGUUUAUCAGGUCUUUCCAUCAAGGACUUUGACGAGAGGUGGUGGAACAGACUACACACAUGCCUGCUGAUGGAGAAAACCGAUCUAUCUGAUAAUAAGACUCCGGAGAACAGGUGAACAUGAACACAACAGCUUUUACUGUAGGAGUGUAUUUAAACAAGUGUAUUAUACAAGUUUUAAAGAGCAUUUAUCAUUAAGAAGCAUCAUUUAUAGUUUUUUUUAAAGAAUGACAAUUUUACAUUUUUGCUAUGUGAAAUGUUUAUGCCUGUCUGUAAAUGUUCAGAUAUGAUGAAUUGUAUAUUUCUGAGGUGGAGAGUUUAUAAAUAAAAUGUUGUGUGUGGAUCUUACCAUGUGUUUUAAUAAAUAAUGACAAUAAUA
Messenger RNA from Astyanax mexicanus (Mexican tetra), 1243 nucleotides. RefSeq lists its product as uncharacterized. Lineage: Eukaryota; Metazoa; Chordata; Actinopteri; Characiformes; Acestrorhamphidae. The transcript has 6 exons. Bases 83 to 982 code for a protein of 299 amino acids. The record is from RefSeq and is a predicted model, not a curated record. Gene Ontology annotation, molecular function: protein binding.